AUGGAUCCAGAAGAGCAGGAACUAUUGAAUGACUACAGAUACCGAAAUUACUCUUCGGUAAUUGAAAAAGCUUUAAGAAAUUUUGAGUCGUCAAGUGAAUGGGCGGAUCUCAUCUCUUCCCUUGGCAAGCUCAACAAGGCUCUCCAGAGUAACCUGAAGUAUUCCCUGUUGCCAAAGCGGCUGAUUAUCAGCAAGCGAUUAGCUCAGUGCUUGCACCCAGCCUUGCCCAGUGGCGUGCACCUGAAAGCCCUAGAAACCUACGAGAUUAUCUUCAAAAUAGUUGGGACCAAAUGGUUGGCCAAGGAUUUGUUUCUAUACAGCUGUGGGCUGUUUCCUCUCCUGGCAAACGCAGCCAUGUCGGUGAGGCCUGUGCUCCUAGGCCUAUAUGAGAAGUACUUCCUCCCACUGCAGAAAUUGCUCCUGCCCAGCCUGCAGGCCUUCAUCAUUGGCCUGCUGCCAGGCCUCGAGGAGGGCUCCGAGAUCUAUGACAGAACGGACGCUUUGCUGCUAAGGCUGUCGCUGGUGGUUGGCAGGGAAGUGUUCUAUGCCGCCCUCUGGGGCAGCGUGCUGGCCAGCCCAGCCGUGCGCCUACCCGCCUCGCUCUUUGUUGUGGGCCACAUCAACCGCCAGGUGCCUGUCAAGGAGCAGAGGUUCAUGCUGGGGACGGAUCACCAGCUUACGGUGAAGUCUUUAUGCGUGUCCCUGUUGGACUCCAAUGUUCUGGUGCAAAGAAAUAAUCUGGAAAUCGUCCUGUUCUUCUUCCCAUUUUAUACUUGUCUGGACCCGGAUGAGAGAGCCAUUCCUCUGCUCAGAUCUGACCUGGUCCGUGUUCUCUCGGCCGCCACCCAGACCCUGCUGAGGAGGGAAAUGUCGCUCAACAGGAGACUCUAUGCGUGGUUGCUAGGUUCGGAUAUUAAAGGAAGCACCAUUGUGCCAGAAUCUGAAAUCUCAAAUUCUUAUGAAGAUCAGUCCUCUUAUUUUUUUGAAAAAUACUCCAAGGAUCUUUUAGUUGAGGGCCUGGUUGAGAUAUUGCACCAAGACUUGUCAGGUGUUGAAGUGGAGGAACUCCAUCAUGCGUACCUGAAACCUUUCCGCAUCCUCAUCAGCCUGCUUGACAAGCCAGAAAUAGGCCCUCAUGUGGUUGGGAGCUUAUUUCUGGAAGUGAUCAGGGCCUUUUACUCUUACUGCAGAGAUGCUCUUGGCUCUGAUCUUCAGCUGAGCUAUACACAGAGUGGAAACUCCCUGAUCAGUUCAAUUAAAGAGAACAGAAAUGCUUCUGAGAUUGUUAAGACUGUGAACUUGCUGAUCACAUCGCUCAGCACAGACUUCCUUUGGGAUUACAUGAUGAGGUGUUUCGAGGGUUGUUUUAGGCCGGUGAAGCAGAGAGACCCUGUCAUGGGGAAGAGCGUCAGCAGCGCCCCCUGCGUCUCAGAGCUCUGCACCCUCCUCGUGUUCCUGCUGGACGUUAUCCCCCUGGAGCUUUACUCUGAGGUGCAGACCCAGUACCUCCCACAGGUGCUCAACUGCAUGGUGCAGCCGCUGGCUGAGGACAUGGAGGCCCUGAGCUUACCUGAGCUCACACAGGCCUUGAAGACAUGCUUCAAAGUGCUUAGCAAAGUCCAGAUGCCACCUUCCUACCUGGAUACUGAGCCAGCCAGUGAGAGCUCGAGUCCAGUGAAAGGCGACAAUGGGGAAAUCAUCUUAGAAACGAAGGUGGUGAUUCCGAGUGAUGAAGACACACCCUUUCCUCCACUGAAAUCUGAAGACAGCGGCAUCGGGCUGAGCGCGUCCUCACCAGAGCUCUCCGAGCACUUGAGGGUCCCCAGGGUGUCCCCAGAAAGAGACGACGUGUGGAAGAAGGGUGGGAGCAUGCAGCAGACCUUCCAUUGUAUCCAAGAGCUCAUCGCAAAUUUUGCAAACAAGAACAUCUUCGGGGUCUCCCUAACUGCAUCGGGUGAAGAAGGCAGGUCAGAAGAGCCUGUAGGCAAGAGGGACAAGAGUGGGGCCCAGGAGGCCAUCGUGGAGGACACGAGCAGGAAGAACUCGUGGGAAGCCAAGGCCAUCACUGUGCCCCAGUUCAAGCAGAUGCUUUCAGAUCUCUUCACAGUUCGAGGUUCUCCAUUUAAGACAAAAAGUCCAGCAUCUCCAUCAUCAUUGCCCAGCAGCCCUGGCAGGAAGAAGGAGGGGGAGUGGGACGUUACCCAAGUGGUGAUUGACUUGGGGGGCUCUCCAGAGGACUGCAGGGAGGCCUUCGCUGCUGCCUGCCACCUGCUGCUGGACUGUGCCACCUUCCCCGUCUACCUGUCCGAGGAGGAGAUGGAGCAGCUCUGCCAAACGCUCUUCCAGCCUCCUGGCGAAAGUGACUCCACAUUUCCAUCUUGGUUGAAAUCCCUGAUGACCAUUGGCUGCUGCGUGACCGACUGUUACCUCCAGAACGUGGCCAUCUCCACACUGCUGGAGGUGAUCAACCAUUCCCAGUCCCUAGCACUCGUCAUCCAAGACAAGAUGAAACGCUAUAAAAACUCUGGACACAACCCAUUUUUUGGCAAGCUGCAGAUGGUUACAGUUCCUCCAAUUGCUCCAGGGAUAUUGAAAAUCAUUGCUGAGAAAACAGACUUCUACCAGAGAGUGGCCCGUGUGCUUUGGGAUCAACUGAAUAAGGAGACCCGGGAGCACCAUGUCACAUGUGUGGAGCUUUUCUACCGCCUGCACUGCCUGGCUCCGACGGCCAAUGUCUGUGAAGACAUCAUCUGCCAUGCCCUCCUGGACCCUGACAAGGGCACGCGGUUGGAAGCGCUCUACCGCUUUUCUGUGUUAUGGCACCUGACGAGAGAGAUCCAGGGCAGCCGGGUCACCUCUCACAACCGCUCCUUCGACAGGUCCUUGUUUGUCGUGCUGGACAGCCUGGCGUGCUCAGACGGUGCCAUCGGGGCAGCAGCACAGGGCUGGCUGGUGCGGGCUCUCUCCCUUGGGGACGUGGCACGCAUCCUGGAGCCUGUGCUCCUGCUCCUACUCCAGCCGAAGACCCAGAGGACCUCCAUCCACUGCCUCAAGCAGGAGAACUCAACAGAAGACUUGCAUCGUUGGUUCAGCAGGAAGAAAAGCUCCUUGAAGGAGGCGUGCAGGGUUCCCGAGCUUCCUGAGGACGGUGCCGAGGAAAGCCUGCUCCUGAGCCAGCUCACUACCGUGGACCGCGAAGCCAUCUGGGCAGAAGUGGAGAAGGAGCCAGAGAAGUACCAGCCCCACAGUGAGCUGAGCGAGGAGGACCUCCCCUACUAUGUGGACCUGCCAGGUGGGCCCGCGUGCAGCGCUCCAGAGAGCAGCGAGCACACUGAGUCCGCAGACACCUGCUCUGGGCACACGGACAGCGAGAACACGUCCUCCUUCUCUUCCCCAUCCCAUGACCCCCAGGAGCUGAAUAGCGAGGAGAACUGCUGUGUGCCUGUCCCAGUCAGCCGGGCCUACUCCAAGCGCCCUGCCCUGCUAGCUGCCUUCCAGUUGGAAAAUUUCAAGUCCAAUGCCAAGUUGAGCCUGGUGCGCGUGGACUCGGACAAGACCCAGGCCUCGGAGUCGCUGUCAAGCGAUGAGGAGGCCGACCUGGAGCUUCAGGCACUUACCACGUCCCGGCUGCUCAAGCAGCAGCGGGAGCGCCAGGAGACCCUGGAGGCCUUGUUCAAGCACAUCCUGCUCUAUCUGCAGCCCUACGAUUCCCGGAGAGUCCUCUACGCCUUCUCCGUGCUGGAGGCCGUGCUCAAGACCAACCCCAAGGAGUUCAUUGAGGCCGUGUCCAAGACCAGCAUGGACACCAGCUCCACCGCACACCUCAACCUCAUCUCCAACCUCCUGGCACGUCACCAGGAGGCCCUCGUGGGCCAGAGUUUCUACGGGAAACUGCAGACCCAGUCCCCCAACAUGUUCCCACACUCCCUGCUGAUUGAACUCCUCACCUACCUGUGCCUCAGUUUCCUGCGUGCCUACUACCCUUGCUACCUGAAGGUCUCCCACCGGGACAUACUUGGCAACAGGGAUGUGCAGGUCAAAAGUGUCGAGGUUCUCAUCCGAGUGAUGACACGGCUGGUCUCAGUGGCUAAGUCUGCAGAUGGGAAGAACGUGGAGUUCAUCCACAGCUUGCUGCAGAGGUGCAAGGUGCAGGAAUUCGUCCUGCUCUCCCUGUCUGCAUCCAUGUACACAAGUCAGAAACGUUACGGCCUGGCCACUUCUGAGCGAGGACGGGUACUGCAGGAGGACAGCCUCUUUGAGGAGAGUCUCAUCAACUUGGGCCAAGACCAGAUCUGGAGUGAGCACCCGCUGCAGAUUGAGCUGAUCAAGCUCCUGCAGGUGCUGAUCGUCCUGGAGCACCACCUGGGCCAGGCCCAAGAGGAGGCAGAGAACCAGCCUGAGCUGUCCCGAGAGUGGCGGCGGGCCCUGAACUUCCAGCAGGCCAUCAGCGCCCUGCAGUACGUGCAGCCGCACCCCCUCACCUCCCAGGGCCUGCUAGUCUCAGCUGUGGUGCGUGGCUUGCAGCCCACCUACGGCUACGGCAUGCACCCCGCCUGGGUCAGCUUGGUCAUACAUUCUCUGCCGUACUUUGGAAAGUCCCUGGGCUGGACUGUGGCACCCUUCCUAGUACAGAUUUGCAAGAACUUGGAUGAGCUGGUCAAACAGUAUGAAAGUGAAUCUGUGAAGCUCUCUGUCAGCAUAACUUCCAAGAGAGAAAACAUUUCUCCGGACUAUCCUCUUACUCUUCUGGAAGGCCUAACAACCAUUAGCCACUUUUGCCUUUUGGAGCAACCCAACCAGGGCAAAAAGACCUCUGCAGGAAGUGAUCCCACCAUCUUGAGAAAUGCCAAGAACGCCAUUCUGGAAGAGCUGCCUCGAAUCGUGAACACCAUGGCACUGCUCUGGAAUGUGCUCCGCAAAGAAGAGUCUCAGAAGAGACCCGUUGAUCUCCUCGGGGCCACAAAAGGGUCUUCUUCAGUUUACUUUAAAACAACUAAAACCAUAAGACAAAAAAUUUUAGAUUUCUUGAAUCCCUUGGCAACUCAUCUUGGAGUUCAGCUAAUUGCAGCUGUUGCAGCAGUGUGGAGCAAGAAGAAAGCUAAACAUCACAGUAAAAUAAAGAUUGUUCCUGCGGCCAGUGCGUCCCAGCUCACCCUUGUCGACUUGGUCUGUGCCCUCAGCACUCUCAAGACCGACACGGUGUUGCACCUGGUGAAGGAAGUGGUCAAGAAGCCGCAGCAGAUUAAGGGCGACGAGAAAUCACCCCUAGUGGAUAUUCCUGUGCUGCAAUUUAGCUACGCUUUCAUCCAAAGGCUCCCGACACCAGCCCUGCAAGAGAACUUCUCUUCAUUGCUUGGAGUGUUAAAGGACUCUGUGCAGUUGAAUCUUGCUCCACCAGGAUAUUUUCUGCUCCUCAGCAUGCUGAAUGACUUUGUAACAAGAACACCCAGCCUAGAAAGCAAGAAGUAUCAAAAAGACUUACAGGAAGUCACGCAGAAAAUCCUAGAAGCAGUGGGGAACAUUGCUGGCUCCUCCCUGGAACAAACCAGCUGGCUGAGCAGGAACUUGGAAGUGAAGGCCCAGCCUCAGAUCGCGCUAGAAGAAUCUGAUGCUGAGGAAGAUGUGUCGGAAGCUGCUGCAGUGUCUUCGAUGGUGUCUGCAUCUGCCCCUUCUGUGUACAGCGUCCAGGCCCUCACUCUCCUGGCAGAGGUUCUGGCAUCUCUCCUGGACAUGGUUUAUCGGAGUGAUGAAAAAGAAAAGGCUGUGCCAUUAAUCUCACGUUUGCUUUAUUAUGUUUUUCCUUACUUGCGCAACCACAGUACCUACAAUGCUCCCAGCUUCCGUGCUGGAGCUCAGCUCCUGAGCGCCCUGAGCGGUUAUUCCUACACGAAACGAGCCUGGAAGAAAGAGGUCCUGGAUUUGUUUUUGGACCCAGCUUUCUUUCAGAUGGAUAACUCCUGUAUUCAUUGGAGGUCCAUUAUUGACCAUCUUCUGGCUCAUGAAAGAACCAUGUUUAAAGAUUUAAUGAACAUGCAAAGCAGUUCUUUAAAGCUUUUCUCAAGUUUUGAGCAAAAAGCCAUGCUGUUAAAGCGCCAGGCUUUUGCUGUCUUCAGUGGAGAAUUUGAUCAGUAUCACCCUUACCUUCCACUGAUUCAAGAACGCCUGACAGAAAAUCUCAGAGUUGGACAGACACCCAUAGUUGCUGCUCAGAUGUUUCUUUUUUUCAGAGUUUUGCUGCUAAGAAUAUCUGCUCAACAUUUGACUUCUCUGUGGCCAAUAAUGAUCUCUGAACUGAUUCAGAUAUUCACACAGCUUGAAGAGGAUCUGAAAGAGGAAGAUGAAUCACUGAAAAAUAGCAACAAAAUAAACAGAACAAAAGUUUAUAUUCCUGAUGGAAAUGGGUCCUCAAAGGGAGAGAUUGCCCCAAGUGAACUCAUCUUAUAUUUAUCAGCUUGCAAAUUCUUGGACACAGCACUUUCUUUUCCGCCUGAUAAAAUGCCCUUAUUUCAAAUUUACAGGUGGGCAUUUGUUCCAGAAGUGGACACGGAGGGUUCUGCCCUCCUGUCAGAGGUGGAGGAGAACCACCAAGAAUGCAAACCCCAUACUGUUAGGAUUUUAGAACUUUUAAAAUUAAAAUACGGGGAUAUUAGCAGCUCUGAUGACAACACUGUGAAGAAUGAAUUUCCUCUUCUGCGCCAACAUUCUGUCUCCAGCAUUAGGCAACUGAUGCCAUUCUUCAAGACACUAAAUUGUGCUUUUAAAACACAAAGUAAACUUUCUGCUGACCCUUCAGGACCUCUGUCCUUAGAGGAUCGUGUCACGGAGGACCCAAGGGUCUUAGAACAGCUGGAAGAAAGUGUUGAACACGAUUUUUUGGAGCAUAUGGAAUGCUAA
Molecule: messenger RNA, 6894 nt
Organism: Elephantulus edwardii (Cape elephant shrew)
Lineage: Eukaryota; Metazoa; Chordata; Mammalia; Macroscelidea; Macroscelididae
Gene: DOP1B
Product: dopey family member 2
Exons: 36
Coding region: 1-6894 (2297 amino acids)
Biological process (GO): Golgi to endosome transport
Cellular component (GO): trans-Golgi network; endosome
Source: RefSeq, a predicted model, not a curated record